Messenger RNA from Balaenoptera musculus (blue whale), 554 nucleotides. RefSeq names its product ADP-ribosylation factor 4-like. The transcript has a single exon. Gene Ontology annotation, biological process: intracellular protein transport; vesicle-mediated transport. Gene Ontology annotation, cellular component: plasma membrane; cytoplasm. Lineage: Eukaryota; Metazoa; Chordata; Mammalia; Artiodactyla; Balaenopteridae. The record is from RefSeq and is a predicted model, not a curated record. The coding region runs from base 1 to 546 and encodes 181 amino acids. Gene Ontology annotation, molecular function: GTPase activity; GTP binding.
AUGGGCCUCACCUUCUUCUUCUCCCUCUUCUCCCAUCUCUUUGGCAGGAAGCAGAUGUGUACUUUGAUGGCUGGAUUGGAUGCUGCUGGCAAGAUGACCACUCUGUAUAAACUGAAGUUAGGAGAGAUAGUCACCACCGUUCCUACCGCUGGUUUUAAUGUGGAAACAGCAGGAUAUAAGAACAUUUGUUUCACAGUAUGGGAUGUUGAUGGUCAAGAUAAAAUUAGGCCUCUCUGGAGGCAUUACUUCCAAAAUACCCAGGGUCUUAUUCUUGUGGUAGAUAGCACUGAUCGUGAAAGGAUUCAGGAAGGAGCAGAAGAGCUGCAGAAAAUGCUUCAGGAGGAUGAGUUGCGAGAUGCAGCGUUGCUGCUUUUUGCAAACAAACAGGAUUUGCCAAAUGCUGCGGCCAUUAGGGAAAUGACGGGUAAAUUAGGUCUUCAGUCUCUUCGUAACAGAACAUGGUAUGUUCAAGCCACUUGUGCUACACAAGGAACCGGUCUGCAUGAGGGACUUGACUGGCUGUCAAAUGAGCUUUCAAAACGUUAAAUGAAACU